UUCCGCUCCCGCCGCUUCUCCGCCGGGCUCCCGGAUUUCGGGGGGGGGUGGGGGAGGGGCUCAGGGGGGAUCCCCCGAAUUUUGGGGACCCCUCCCCCCAAAUGGCCGAGGAGCUCCCGGUGGAUUUGCGCACCAGGAGACCCCAAAAUCCCCCGAAACCUCCCCAAAAAUCCCGGCCCGAGACUUCGCUGCCGCUGCGCAAGCGCCGCUCGGCCAUGGGGGGGUUCGGGGGUGGGGGAGGGGUUGAACCCCCGCGACCCCUCCCCCUCCCCAACCCCCAAAAUCGGGGGGGACCCCCCGGGAAAUUCCCCAAGCUCGGGGGCGUCGGAGCAGGUCUGAAGGCGGAGCCGGCGCUGGGGAUUUUGGGGGGGGGUUUGGGGGUCGCCCCUCCCCCUCCCCCCCCGAUUUUGGGGCCCCUCCCCCCAAAUUUCGGGGUCCCCCCCGAGCCCCCCCUGGGCGCUGCCAUCGCCGCGGCCACGAGGCAGGACGAGGAUGGGGACACGCCCCUGCACAUCGCGGUGGCUCAGGGCGCUCUGGCCGUCGCUCGCCGCUUGGUGGCGCUGUUCCUGCGGGGGGGGCGGGACCUGGACGUGUACAAUCACCUGAGACAGACCCCUCUCCACCUGGCUGUCAUCACGGGCCAGGUGUCGCUGGUUCGGCUCCUGGUGGCGCAGGGGGCGUCGCCGAUGGCCCCGGACCGGCUGGGCCGCACCUGCGCUCACCUGGCCUGCGCUCACCUGGCGGCGGCCGGGCCCCGCCCGCGGAUCCUGCGCGAGCUCCUGCGCGGCCCCGGCGGCGCCCCCGACCUGCAGGCGCGGGAUUACGAGGGUCUGACCCCCCUGCACGUGGCCGUGGCCUCGGGUUCCCGCGAGAGCGUCCUGGUGCUGCUGGAGCACGGCGCCGACGUCGACGCCGUGGACAUCAAGAGCGGGCGCUCGGCGCUGCUGCACGCCGUGGAGAGCGGCAGCGAGGAAAUGGCCGAGCUGCUCCUGCAGCACGGAGCCUCCGUCAAUUCCCAAUCGUACUCCGGCUGCACCGCCCUGCACGCGGCUGCUGCUCGGGGCCGCCUGCGCCUCCUGCGGCUCCUCCUGCGCUGCGGCGCCGACUGCGGCCUCAGGAACCUGCACAACGACACCGCGGCCGGCGUGGCGCUCAACUCCCAGGAACCUGCACAACGACACCGCCGCCGGCGUGGCGCUCAACUCCCAGGUGAUCGACAUCCUGCGGGGAAAAGCCUCGAGACCCCCCCAGGACCCCCCAAAAUCCCCCCGGGACCCCCCCCACGGCAGCGCCUCGGAGUCCCCGCCCACUUCCGGGUCUGCAGCCAAUGGGGCGCAAGGGGCGGGGCCUCCGCUCCCGCCAAUGGGCGCGCAGAGAGGCCCCGCCCAUCAACAGAGCACGGACCAAUCAGAGGCGGCGAUGGGGAGGCCCCGCCCCUCAGCCCCUCAGAGGCUCCGCCCACGCGAGGGGCGGGGCCAGGGCAGCAUUAAUGGCGCGAAAUAAA
Messenger RNA from Catharus ustulatus (Swainson's thrush), 1504 nucleotides. It is a transcript of the gene BCL3, whose product is annotated as BCL3 transcription coactivator. Gene Ontology annotation, molecular function: protein binding. The coding region runs from base 102 to 1490 and encodes 462 amino acids. The transcript is spliced from 10 exons. NCBI's taxonomy places the organism in Eukaryota, Metazoa, Chordata, Aves, Passeriformes, Turdidae. The record is from RefSeq and is a predicted model, not a curated record.